Solea solea (common sole) is the source of this 6996-nucleotide messenger RNA. Its product is annotated as histone deacetylase 4-like. The record is from RefSeq and is a predicted model, not a curated record. Gene Ontology annotation, biological process: chromatin organization; negative regulation of transcription by RNA polymerase II. The transcript is spliced from 27 exons. Gene Ontology annotation, cellular component: histone deacetylase complex. Bases 474 to 3791 code for a protein of 1105 amino acids. Lineage: Eukaryota; Metazoa; Chordata; Actinopteri; Pleuronectiformes; Soleidae. Gene Ontology annotation, molecular function: histone deacetylase activity.
GUCUUGUCCAUGUACGCUGUGGAAAAGCAGAUGAUCACAUUUUUCAUCACGCUAUAACCCCGCCUCUGCUAAAUGCAGGGGCGCUCCAUAUGACGCUGCUGGGGCUGUUACAAAAAAAAAUCCAGUAUGGCGGAAUCUGUCAGGAGAUGAUUUUUUAUGUCCUUCCUCGUCCUGCGCGGAGAAAAAGCCUCAGUUUUGGACAUGGGAGAGGAUUAACAGCGGUGCUGGAACGCUGUCGGUGUAGGUUGGUACCGGUGUGAGACACUGAUUGGAGUAACCAUAUCAAAAGCCUCAUGGGGAUUAGCUGCUGCUGCUGCUGCUGCUGGAUGCCUGCUUCCUGUUUCCAGCCUUGAUGAGAUUCUUGUGGGGUGGCCUCCUGAGUGUUGGACCAGUCUGAAGACACACUCACACAUUCAAACACACACACUGAGUUGGGUGCUCAUGCUUGCCGCUCUCCGUGAGCACCCCCAGCGAUGACAUCACACAGCCACCAAGAGGGGAUCCUGGGGAAGGAGCAGCCGCUGGAGGUUCUGAAGACAUCAGUGCUCAACCACAUCCCAACAGUGGACAUCAACUCAGCGCUUCCCCUGCGUCUCCCACCGGCUGCCAUCCCCAUGGACCUGCGCGUGGACCAUCAUCAACAACAGCAGCAGCAGCAGGUAACCCAGCUGUCCCCGCCCGGUCAGCAGUCGCCUGGCUCCCUCGGAGGCACGGGACAGGGCAGCGGGGGCAACAGCGUGGUGGUGGCAGCGGCGGCCACAGUGCGCGAGCAGCAGCUACAGCAGGAGCUGCUGAGCCUGAAGCAGAAGCAGCAUAUCCAGCGGCAGCUCCUCAUCGCAGAGUUCCAGCGGCAGCACGAGCAGCUGUCCCGCCAGCAUGAGGUCCAACUCCAGGAGCACAUCAAGCAACAACAGGAGCUGCUGGCGAUGAAGCACCAGCAGGAGCUGCUGGAGCAUCAGAGGAAAAUGGAGAAUCAUCGUCUGGAGCAGGAGCUGGAGAAGCAGCAGCGGGAGCAGAAGCUGCAGCUGCUGAAGAACAAGGAGCGGGGACAAGAGAGUGCUGUGGCCAGCACUGAGGUAAAGAUGCGUCUUCAGGAGUUUGUCCUGAACAAGAAGAAAGCUCUGGCUCAACGGAGCCUCAACCAAGGAGGCCUCCCAAACGACGCCCCCUACUGGUACCGUAAAACCCAGCACAGCUCUCUGGACCAGAGCUCGCCUCCACAGACUGGGGUGUCCACCUAUAACCACCCGGUGCUGGGGGUCUACAACCCCCGGGAUGACUUCCCUCUGCGGAAAACUGCCUCGGAGCCCAACCUGAAGCUGCGCUCGCGGCUGAAGCAGAAGGUAAGCGAGCGGAGGAGCAGUCCGCUGCUGCGACGUCGAGACAGCCCCAUCACCACGGCCAAGAAACGCUCCCUCGACAUGGCAGACACUGCGUGUAACAGUGCCCCAGGAUCAGGACCUAGCUCCCCAAAUAACAGCUCCAACAACAUCCCCAAUGAAAACGGCAUCACCAUGUCGAUGUCUAACAACACGGAGGCAUCUCUGGCCCAAAGGCUGAGCAGCGGCGCUGAGCGGAGCUCCGUUAACCAGCUGUCCCUCUACACUUCACCAUCCUUACCCAACAUCACCCUGGGGCUGCCCGCCACUGCCACAGCCACUGCUGCUUCCAACGUGACCUCGGCCCAGCAGGAUGGAGGUCUGCAGCCGGCCCUCUCCCUCAGCCCUCCCUUCCUCUCCGGUGGCCAGUUGACUCCCUACCUGGCUGAAGUGGGAGCGGGAACAGGUGGACAUAGCGUUCACAGUCCGCUCCUCCAACACAUGGUGCUCAUGGAGCAGAGCCCGGCACAGAGCCCCCUGGUGACAGGUGUCAGCGGCCUGUCCAUGUCGUCGGCCACUUCCAUGGUGAAGCUGCAGCGGCAGCACCGGCCCCUGGGGAGGACCCAGUCGGCCCCGCUGCCCCAGGGGAGCGCUGCGCAGGCUCACGCCCAGGCGCUGGCUCUGCAGCAGCUGGUCGUCCAGCAGCAGCACCAGCAGUUCCUGGAGAAGCACAAGCAGCAGUUCCAGCAGCAGCAGCUCCACCUCAACAAGAUGAUGGCCAAGCCCAGCGAGUCACCCGUGGGUCGUCAGCACCAGAGCCACCCCGAGGAGACAGAGGAGGAGCUGAGGGAGCACCAAGACGUGGGGGCUCUGCCGCCCGGGGUCACCAUCAAGCAGGAGCCACUCGACCCGCAGGAGCUGCAGGAAGAGGCAAUGCAGCAGCAGCAGCAGCACAGGGAGAGGCAGGCGGAGCAGGAGCUGCUCUUCAGACAGCAGGCUUUUUUGCUAGAGCAGCAGCGGAUUCACCAGCUCAGAAACUAUCAGGCCUCCAUGGAGGCUGCUGGCUUGUCGAUAUCCUUCCCCGGACACCGUCCCCUGUCGCGGGCUCAGUCCUCUCCAGCCUCGGCUUCCUCUUUUCCAAUCAGUGUGCCAGCUCCUGAACCUACCAUCAAACCUCGAUUCACCACAGGUUUGGUGUACGACUCGUUGAUGCAGAAACAUCAGUGUAUGUGUGGAAACACCAACAGUCACCCGGAGCACGCCGGGAGGAUCCAGAGCAUUUGGUCGCGGCUGCAGGAGACUGGACUCAGAGCGCAGUGUGAGUGUAUCCGUGGGAGGAAAGCCACUCUGGAGGAGCUGCAGACGGUUCACUCUGAAGCUCACGUCCUACUAUAUGGAACCAAUCCUCUCCGACAGAAACUUGAUUGUUCAAUCACUCCCAUGUUUGUACGGCUACCAUGUGGCGGGGUGGGGGUGGACAGCGACACCAUAUGGAACGAGGUCCACUCGUCCAGCGCGGCUCGCCUCGCCGUCGGCUCUGUUGUGGAGCUUGUUUUCAAAGUGGCCACUGGCGAGCUGAAGAAUGGUUUCGCUGUGGUUCGCCCUCCUGGACAUCACGCCGAGGAGAGCACUCCCAUGGGUUUCUGCUACUUCAACUCCGUCGCCAUCGCAGCCAAACUGCUGCAGCAGAGGCUCAACAUCAGCAAGAUCCUCAUCGUGGACUGGGACGUUCACCAUGGCAACGGCACCCAGCAAGCAUUCUACGAUGACCCUAACGUCCUCUACCUGUCUAUUCAUCGCUACGACGACGGUAACUUCUUUCCUGGAAGCGGGGCGCCCGAUGAGGUGGGCAGCGGUCCAGGAGUCGGGUUCAACGUCAAUGUUGCCUUCACUGGAGGCCUCGACCCGCCCAUGGGAGACGCCGAGUACCUGGCUGCCUUCAGGUCAGUGGUGAUGCCUAUAGCCAACGAGUUUGCUCCCAACAUCGUGCUGGUCUCUUCAGGCUUUGACGCGGUGGAGGGACACCCUCCACCACUAGGGGGCUACACUCUGACGUCCAAAUGUUUUGGCUAUCUGACUCGGCAGCUGAUGACACUCACGGGCGGCCGCGUGGUGCUGGCUCUGGAGGGGGGUCACGACCUCACUGCCAUCUGCGACGCCUCUGAGGCCUGCGUGGCUGCCCUGCUCGGCCAAGAGCUGGACCCACUGCCAAAGGCUGUCCUGGAGCAGAGGCCCAACCCCAACGCUGUCCGCUCCCUGGAGAAGGUUUUAGAGACUCACAGUAAGUACUGGCGCUCGGUGCAUCGCUACUCACCACGGCUGGGUCUUUCCCUGCUGGAAGCCAAACAAGGAGACUCGGAGGAGGCUGAGGCCGUCACCGCCAUGGCCUCGCUGUCUGUGGCCAACACCAACACCAACACCAUGGAUCAGAGGCCGGAGGAGGAGCCAAUGGAAGAGGAGGAGCCACUGUAAUGGCGGAGAAACCUGAGGGUGUCACACUGUUACCAUUGACCUCUUCUGAGACGGGCCUCUCUGAGCUGCGACGAGUCUCGACUGAAUCCUUCAUUUAGUCCCUACAACCCCACUCACCAUGUCAGUCACCUUGACUGACAGCCCGAGAGGGGGUGGGCUCAGCCUCAGAGAGGGGAGCCAAUCAGGAGACAGAGGACUGAAUUAGGACGGGGAAAAAAACCUAACAAACAUAACGGUGUUGCUUUGGCGGCACACGCUCUGAGACAUUUUUUUCUGUCAGUCUUCACACACACCCCCCCCCCCCGUCGUUAGCCCACAGUGGCUAACCGCGUGAGCGAGGCGGCGGACGAGAGUGGAUUUUUAAGAGCAGAUCUCGUCUUUAGAAAAAGUGUGAUCACACUUCUGUGCAGAAACAUACGGUGCUUUACACAGCUGCCCUCGCAUUGCACAUGCACACACGUGUGUGUGUGGACACCUGGGACAGCAGAUGUCCCCAGCUGGGGGGGCGGGGGUGGGGUAUUUCCUCUCUUGUCUCAACUGUAUUUUUCCCCCUGUCAAAAUAAGGGCAUUGCAGCAUCUGAGGUCAUAUUUUAUGAGAUGUGUUUACUGGCUGACAUUUUUUUGUAGGCUUUUACAAAGAUGUGACGGCGAGACUGUCACAUGACGAAGAAGAAGAAGCGUGAGAGGAGUGCCUUGGGGAGGGUCUGCUGGAUUUUCAGGAUUGUUCAGGAAAAGAUUGCCUUAAGUCAAACAAUGUUUUUUUCUCUCUAUCUCUCUCUGUGAGGAAUCAGUGCACAGAGGAGGGAGACGGGAGAGUUUGGGCGAUGAAAAUAAAAAGCGAACAAUCUCUCAGCAUGUUUACUCCGGACGAAGACGGUCUCACAGGCGAGACAUUUUACUGUGGGACGGAUAUAUUUUUAAAAAAAACAACGCUUCGUGAAGGUAGUUGCCAGCUUCAGCAGCAAAAAAAGAAAAACACAAAGUUCUAACACGGACUGAUUAGAUUGAAAACUUUAAAAAAAAAAAAAGUGGUUCAGCCUUUUAUGUAGCUUCCCUUUAACUGAAGUCAUGAAGCAUGCAUUUCAGCAGAGAGGCCAUGUUUGAAUGUUCACCUUAAAGAGAAAGCCAAGUCAGAAAAGCCAAAGCAUGAGUUUGCAUAUACAGUAGUAACUUGUACUUCACUGGAAAGUGGAAACAUUUCUUGUACUGGUCCUUUCUGAUAAAAAGGUUCCCAGUACCCCAGUUCAAUGUUUACUAUUUAAAUCAAUUUAAGCAUAUUUUUUUUUGUUUUUUUACGACCUCCCACACUUUGCCAGUUGGCAACUACCUUGGUUACCAGUGUGAGCUGAACACUACUCAUGUAUAUUGAAGUGAAUAUAUUUUGAGAGGCAGUCAUGGAGCAUUGCCUGUUUGUAUCUACACAUAUAUAUGGUUUCCACGUCGAGUUAAAAAUAUCCCAAAACAACAACAAAAAAAACCUGUUUGUUAAGCGUGUCCACUUUUUAUUUUGUAAUCAUACAAGAUUAUUUUUCUAACGUUUUUCGCACCCCCCCUCCAUCCAUCCAUCCAUUCUGUGUUUUUAUCCGUUUUCUGGAUAGAUAUAGGGCUGCCGUUCUCACACAAACACACACACACAUGUUGUGCUGCUGUCACUUCAAAAUGUUUCUUUCUUGUAUUUAUCAAAAACAAGCAGCAACACUUUCUUUCUUUCUUUCUUUCUUUCUUUCUACGGCUCUCUUAAGCCUUUUCAUCAGCCGUGUAUUUAUAACGUGUACUGUUUAUACAGAUUUGUAUAUGGGACAAAUUUAUUAAUGUACUCCAACUAAUGACAGCUAUGAUAUUGUGAGCAAAAAACAAAAAAACAGUAUGGGUGUAUGAUAUUACUCCAAGCAACAUAUUUAACUCAACCCGCACUGUUCUUUAACCCAAAAUGUGGUCAUGACGCGGCGCUGCGGUUGACUUUUUAACAGACAUUUUGAUCACUUUGUUGCCUAAUAAUGGAUACGUCUCGUGCAUGGGUGAAAUGCACUUAACCUUUCAACUGUGACAAACACAUCAGAUUGAGUAAAAAAGAAAAAGAAGAGGUUCUUUUUGAGGCUGUUUUAUGUAGCUACGUGUGUUUUCCUGGCCGGGAAAGGAAAAGAAAAAGACGUGGACGUGAAAAAGAGUGUGGAUUUUUUCGAAGCAGUUGAGGAUGGGGAAAUUUUUUAAAGAAAUACUUCACUCUUAAGCAUGUCUUGUACUAUCAUGUGUAUGUGUCUUCCUCUUCACUUUUUCCUGCCUGAAUCCAUCCGAAUCCGAAUAUUACGACUUCAAAAUCAACCCCCCCACAUCUGUCGGCUAAACCAGAUUAAAGACUAUCAUGUUUAUUCUAAGUUGAUAUCAUUUUGUAAACUUGUAGAAUCCAAGAAUGAGUUUAUAUUUGUCAUCAUGUCUAAGAAAACAUUCCACUUGUUACGUGUUAAAUUUGGCUUUUUUUUGUUUGUUUGUUUGUUUUUUACUUGAGGUUUUUUUGUAGAAAACUUUUAAUACUGCUUUUUUUUCCGGGGCUGUCUUUAACUCUUUGCAUGGUUUGUUAGUCAGCAUGCCUGCUUGUCUAUGUAAUUAAAAAAAUUGCACAAAAGAAGAACACUGGUGGACUAAAAAAAAAAAAACAAAAAAAAAAAUAACCUCCCUUCUUUCUUCCUCUGGUGUUUUGGAAAAGACUCCACUGUAAAAAAAAAAAAUUGAUAUUGUUCUUAUUGGAUAUCAAUAAGUGAUUUUAGCAAGCACUUAACAUGUAAGGACUGUGUUGACGAAGAGAAACGUGCUCUGCAAAAACCUCAGCUACACAAGACUCUCCCAAAGAAUCUUCCUCUUUCAAAGAUUUUUAAACAGGCACUAUUUAUGCUGGAGGAGCGACAGUUUAAAAAAAACAAAAAAAAAACGAGGGGAACGUUGUUUGAUUGUCACACCCACCUCGGCCAGUUCUUUAUAUAAAUAUAAACAUAUAAUAUAUAUAUAUAUCAACAUAUAUAUAUAUAUAUAUACAUAUAAAACCACUGUGGCUCAAGAGCAAUUCUUGGUUUACAUGUAAAUGGAUUUAAAAAGAAAAAAAAGUUAUUUUUUUGUUUGUUGUUUGUCUCUAUUGAUGAAAAAAAAAAUCUUUCUUUGGGACCUACGCUUUGGACAUUUCAUCUCUGACAUCGUCUAUAAAAAUAUAUUU